Trametes versicolor FP-101664 SS1 is the source of this 1563-nucleotide messenger RNA. RefSeq names its product FAD/NAD-P-binding domain-containing protein. Bases 1 to 1563 code for a protein of 520 amino acids. NCBI's taxonomy places the organism in Eukaryota, Fungi, Basidiomycota, Agaricomycetes, Polyporales, Polyporaceae. Gene Ontology annotation, molecular function: flavin adenine dinucleotide binding; electron-transferring-flavoprotein dehydrogenase activity. Gene Ontology annotation, cellular component: cytoplasm. The record is from RefSeq and is a predicted model, not a curated record. The transcript is spliced from 7 exons.
AUGGCCUCUGCGUCCUCCGCUCGGAACGCCACCAACGCCCUCAAGACCGUCGCCGUCCUCGGGGCCUCCUAUGGCGGCGCCCGCGCCGCCCAACUCCUCGCCAACGGCCUCCCCCAGGACUGGCGCGUCGUCCUCGUCGACCGGAACAGCCACAUGAACCACCUCUACGUCCUCCCCCGCUACGCCGUCCUCCCCGGGCACGAGCACAAGGCCUUCAUCCCCUACCGCACCGUCUUCGACCUCCCGCCCGCACACGAUGCGCCGCCAGACGCUCCGAAGCCCCAGGUGGACCUCGCGCGGCACACGAUGCUCCACGCGAGCGUCGUGUCGCUCGGCGCGCACGAGCUCACGCUCGACAGGGCGUUCCCGGAGCACGGGCUCUCCGACGGCGUGCUCCGCUUCGACUACCUCGUCUAUGCGCUCGGCAGCCACCUGCCGUCGCCCAUCAACCUCUGGGGCGCCGUCGCGGACGAGGUCGAGAAGGACGGGGUCGUGGACAUCGUGCGGGGGACGAAGGCGGGCGGGAUGGCGUGGCUGAAGAAGUUUCAGGCCCGGGUCGCGCGCGCGUCGAGCGUGCUCGUCGUCGGCGGAGGGGCUCUCGGCAUCCAAUAUGCGACCGACAUCGCGGAAAUUUACCCUGCAACUCAGGUCACCCUACUCCAUUCUCGGCACCGCCUCCUCCCACGGUUCGAUGAAGACAUGCACACAGAAAUUCUCUCCACCAUGUCCUCACUCAACGUAUGCACCAUCCUCGGCGACCGCCUCGACCUCUCCUCGCUGCAAGACAAGAGCACUGGCGCCGAGCGCGUCGUCCGCACACAGAGCGGCCGCGAGAUCCGCGCCGAGCUCGUGCUGCUGUGCACGGGCCAGACGCCGAACACGACCCUCCUGGGCGAGUCGUUCCCCGAUGUGGUCGUCCAGGACGGCCCGAACAAGGGCAUGGCGCGCGUGCGGCGCACGCUGCAGCUCGCCGCACCCCUCGCUGGGUCCCACGAGGAGCCGACACUUCCUGCGGAGGUCUUCGCUGCACCCGAGCCCGCGUCUGAGGCGCCCACGACGCCCGCCGUAGAGCGGGAGCUCGCUGAGCCUUCCUCGUCUCAGGUCGCGGAGGCUUUGGCAGAGGCUGAAGAGGAGGAGCUCGAGGGAGAGGAGGAGGAAGAGCCGGAGCCGAUCGAAGAAGACCCGUACACGCGCGUCGCGGCGGAGCACAUCUUCGCUAUCGGCGAUGCCGCCGACGCGUUCGGCGCGGUCAACGCAGGCCACAACGCCUUCUUCCAGGGCGAAGUGGCCGCACGUAAUAUUUUGAAGCUCGUUAAGCAGGCCGCUGCGGACGAGGACCUGGAGCUGCAAAAGUACGUCCCCGGCGCGCCCGCGAUCAAGGUCUCCCUCGGCCUCACGAAGAGCGUGUACCAGUUCCAGGGCAUGAUCGGCAUCCGGGACAAGGAGCCCGCGGACCUCGACGUGCACCUCAUCUGGCGGUACUUUGGGCACAACGUCACGCGCGAGGACCUCGAGGCCGACCCGGACGUCGGCGCUGCGGAGCCGAAGGCCGUCACUGCGUGA